CCCAUCGCUCACAGUGCAGUAUCAAUUCACAGUGUCAACCCACCCCUGGAAUUUCUGAGAAGGAGAAGAAGAAGCAAAUUAUGGGACGCCGAGUGUAGAGGGGGACUUUGACUUCGUGUCCUGGAAGUUCAUGAAAACCCAUCCAAGCAUCUGAAUGAGUUCAGACCCCAAAGAGGACUAGACAUCGCAGCCCAGUGAGCCGGAUCCAGACAUGCAGCCUUUCAGCCUGGUCUGGGCUCUGCUCGUGCUGAUCAGCGUCUCCUGUGGCGGCGCAGACGCUCACAGCAGGCAUUACCGACAAGUCCUCACUGGAAACCAACCAGGUGUGUGUCGCUAUGGCAGCAGACUGGAGUGUUGCUACGGCUGGAGGAAAAACAGCAAAGGACAGUGUGAGGCCCAGUGUGAGCACGGCUGCAAGCACGGAGAGUGUGUCGGCCCCAAUAAAUGCAAGUGUCUCCCGGGAUACACAGGAAAGACGUGUAACCAAGAUCUGAACGAGUGCGGACUGAAGCCUCGCCCCUGCGAGCACCGCUGCAUGAACACGUACGGCGCCUACAAGUGCUACUGUCUCAACGGAUACAUGUUGAUGCCCGACGGCUCGUGUGCCAACUCCAGGACGUGCUCUCUCGCUCACUGUCAGUACGGCUGUGAGGAGGUGCAGGGGGAGAUCCGCUGCCUGUGUCCGUCCCCAGGAUUGCAACUGGGCCAGGAUGAGAGGACCUGUGUAGAUAUUGACGAGUGCGUCACGGGGAAGAACCUGUGCCCCUACAACAGACAAUGUGUCAACACCUUUGGCAGCUACUACUGCAAGUGCCAAGAUGGCUACGACCUGAAGUACGUGGACGGCAAAUAUGACUGUGUAGACCUCGAUGAGUGUGCGGCCGCCGUCCACAAGUGCAGCCAUCACGCCGUCUGCCUAAACACCCAGGGAUCCCACAGGUGCAGGUGCAAGGCCGGCUUCAGAGGCAACGGCUUUGAAUGCUCUGUCAAGCCGUUUUCUCAGAGGUCGUGGGAUGGAGACAAAGGCAGUGUACAUCAUUUCCUCAAUGCCAUCCCAGACUCCCAGCUGGGGCCCAGGAUUCUGGGAGGAAAGCCGGACAACGAAGACAUUAAAAACAUAAUCCCAGAACCAAACACAACACCGGCUCCCGGGAUCCGCCAGCAGCCUUUCGACUAUGAUGGAGAGGUCUACGUCGGCACCAGGACCGAAGAGGGACCACGGGCUGAAUUUCCAGAGGAAGAGGAGGAGGAGGAGGAAGACGAAGACAACCAGCUCAAUCCAAGGGGAGAUGUGUUCAUAUCAGAGGACUUUGAAUCAGCACUGAGCCCAGGCACAGAAAUCAAAGAGGUCCACUUUGGAUCGGUUCAGGAAGACUUCAUUGUUGAUUGCAAUUUUGACCAGGGAGCAUGUGAGUGGGUCCAGGACAGGGCUGAUGACAUGGAUUGGAGUGUAGCCUACCAUGAUAACGGUGCUGAGUACUACAUGGCUGUGAGCGGGCUCCUCGGCCAGCAGGAGGAUGUGGCCAAACUCAAGCUGCUGCUCAACGACCGCGCCCAGCAGGGCAGCUUCUGCCUCACCUUCGACUACCGCGUGGUGGGUCACAACGUGGGUGCGCUCAGGGUGCUGCUGGAUAACAGCGUUUACCCAGUGUGGGAGCAGAGCCACAGCAGAGCCCAGAGCUGGCAGACUGAGUUCCUCACCGUGGCCUGGAAAGAGAAAGCCCCGCAAUCAAUUGUUUUUGAGGCUCUGCGUGGGACCGGUGUUGGAGGAGAGAUCGGGUUGGACAACGUUGCACUGACCUCGGGGCCGUGUAAAGAGGAUGUCAGUCCAGUCUUCUAAGAAUCUCCACCGCAGAUAAAUAAUUAAAAUCCUCUAAACGACGCAUGUCUAGGAUGACUGCACGUGUGUCGGUGUUUCGUCGUGACUGCGCGACGUAAAGAUUCAAGCACAUGGUUUGGAGGUCACAGUGCGUGAAACCAGCGCGUGCAUGUGCAGUUUGUCACCAUGCUGCUACGUCCUGCAACAAACAGCUCCAAUCUCAGGAAAAGCAGGAAUCGCUAACUUUUACUGUUAGUUAUGUGUAACGGUAUGGUACUUACUAUUUUAUGGCAUAUAUGUGAAUUACUGAAGUUGACGUUAAAUAGGUAAUGUGAAUUCCAAAGGGAAUUUAAUCUGAAAUUCAGUCUUAUAUGAAUAACUUUUUGAAGGCUAUGUAGUUGAAACGAUAAAUGUCAGUGCAUAACUGCUGUAAAUUCUGCUUCAAUAUCAUAUGUACUAUUACAUUAAAUUUGUUUUUUUAAUUUUUA
Messenger RNA from Betta splendens (Siamese fighting fish), 2307 nucleotides. RefSeq names its product EGF-like-domain, multiple 6 (gene egfl6). The transcript has 13 exons. Gene Ontology annotation, cellular component: membrane. NCBI's taxonomy places the organism in Eukaryota, Metazoa, Chordata, Actinopteri, Anabantiformes, Osphronemidae. Gene Ontology annotation, molecular function: calcium ion binding. Bases 212 to 1840 code for a protein of 542 amino acids. The record is from RefSeq and is a predicted model, not a curated record.